AUGUUAAAUAUUGAUAUUAGUUGUAACGAAAAUUUUAAUAUCUCUCAAAAUACUACAUCUGAGAUACCCAAGGAAACUGAGUAUAUAACUACUACAACUACUGAUGAAUCUAUGAAUCUAUUUAGCAACGAUGCCACACUUUAUUGUCAUCCCAACCAAAUGGUUAAUGUUGUUGGUGCGAGUACUUCUGGAAAUCCAAUUAAUGAAGAGAACCCAAACCACAAACUAUCCACCGAAGUGCUUAAAAAUGUAUCGAAUAUUUCUCCUCUUCUUGGUACUGAAAAUAAAUGUAAUUUGUCAGAAGUGCUUAAAAAUGUAUCGAAUAUUUCUCCUCUUCUUGGUACUGAAAAUAAUAAUAUAGAUGCUUCUGAUGGAACAGUUUUAAUAGAUGCAACGAUUAAUACAGAUGGCACUUUAGACAGUAAUGAUGAACCAUCCACUUUAUAUUCUAAUAUUUGUUCUCCAACUCCACAAGAUAACAUUCCAGAUCAUAACUAUGCCAUAGAUGAGUUUUUAAGCCCCAGAUCAAGUCGUGAACCUACAAUGCAAACAAAUAGAAAAAAAAGACGAGUUCAGAGUGAACAAGAAAGUAUUGCUGGUAUGACAAAAGCUGUAGCGAUUCUUGUACAAACCUACAGAAAAAGCAAAGAAGUACUAACAGAAAAACCCCAAACGCCUGAUGCAACUGACAAUUUAUUUCAGUUCUGCGCAGCUAGAGUAAAACAAAUUAUAUGUUCAAUAGUCCCAACAAAUGUGGAAACAAAAGUUAGUUUUGUAAGCAAAAGUACCUUCCUACCUAGCAAUCAACAUAUUUUCAGAAUAUAA
Molecule: messenger RNA, 825 nt
Organism: Diabrotica balteata
Lineage: Eukaryota; Metazoa; Arthropoda; Insecta; Coleoptera; Chrysomelidae
Source: the annotation of a GenBank genome assembly